Molecule: messenger RNA, 1303 nt
Organism: Salvia hispanica
Lineage: Eukaryota; Viridiplantae; Streptophyta; Magnoliopsida; Lamiales; Lamiaceae
Product: agamous-like MADS-box protein MADS2
Biological process (GO): positive regulation of transcription by RNA polymerase II
Cellular component (GO): nucleus
Molecular function (GO): DNA-binding transcription factor activity; RNA polymerase II transcription regulatory region sequence-specific DNA binding; protein dimerization activity
Source: RefSeq, a predicted model, not a curated record
CACAUGCUAAGAUCAUUUUACACUAAGAAUCCAUGAAUAAAUCCUCCUUCCUCUCUCUCUAGAUCUCUCUCUCUCUCUAAAGCGCACACACACACGCAGUUAUUUUAACUCAUGUUCUAGCGUUUCUAUAAAUAGAACGGUCCUUUUUUAAGUUUUUCUUUUUAGGGUUUGAAGAUUGUUACCCUUUUGGUUAAAGAAAUUUCUUGGGUGAAGAAAGAGGAAAGUGAAGGUUUAAUAGUUACAUAAUUAUUAAAUUAGAUGUAUAUAUAUUAUAAAUAGGGAUCAUGGGGAGGGGAAGAAUGGAGCUUAAGAGGAUAGAAAACAAGAUAAAUAGACAGGUUACAUUUGCAAAGAGGAGAAAUGGUUUGCUCAAGAAAGCUUAUGAACUCUCUGUUCUCUGUGAUGCUGAGGUUGCUCUCAUCAUCUUCUCUAACCGUGGCAAGCUUUAUGAAUUCUGCAGCACCUCCAACAUGCUCAAGACACUUGAUAGGUACCAAAAAUGCAGUUAUGGCUCUUUAGAAGUCAACCAUCUAGACAAGGAUAUUGAGCAAAGCAGCUAUAGGGAGUACCUAAAGCUUAAGGCUAAAUACGAGUCCCUACAACGAUAUCAAAGGCAACUACUUGGAGAUGAUCUUGGGCCUCUGAACAUCAAUGAUCUCGAGCACAUUGAACAUCAAUUGGACACAUCAUUGAAGCACAUUAGAUCUACAAGAACACAGGUUAUGCUUGAUCAGCUCUCUGAUCUUCAAUCAAAGGAGAAGUUGAUGCUUGAUGCUAACAAAGCUCUGGAGAGCAAGUUUAUGAAUUUUGAUGGUCAGUUGGAAGAGAUAUAUGCUGCAAAUCACCUUCAGCAAUCGUGGGUGGGAGGAGGUGGGGAGCACAGUAACAACUAUGCUCAUCACCACGCUCAAUCCCAGGGCUUCUUUCAGCCUCUUGAUUGCAACUCUACUCUCCAAAUCGGGUAUAGUGAUCCAGUGAGUUCGAGCCAGAUGACGGCAGCAACGGAAGUUCAAAACGUCAACGGAAUAGUCCCUGGCUGGAUGCUCUGACUCUGACUUGCAACAUAUCUUUUCAAGUCUACUCUAAGAAGCAUAUAAAUAUGAUUCAUAUUUUAUCUAUUUUCAAGUACAUUCUUAAAUAAUGGAGUGACACUCUAAUAUUUGGUUCAAUAUUUGGACCUUCGAUCAACCUAUCAGAAACUGAUGUACGGACAAACAAAAGGGACUCUGGUUAGCCUAAACUAUUUAGACUCCCAAUCAAAUUUCUAUGUAUGUUGUUAAUUGUAAUAUCUAUAUUUUCACCA